CAUAUUGAAUUAACUGUCAGUUGUCAACGCGCGGUCCUACCGCGCAUGCGUGAUUGUAGUUGUGGGACCUUAUUUUUUUAAACCAAACCAUGAAACUCCUCGCCAUUUUACUGCUGACUAUAGCAGCAGUGUCUGCGAUCCCCAGGAGUGCGACCAGACCACAGCCCGUCACCGCACACAUCACCUCUCUCAGUGACAAGGAUGCUAGGAGCAAGGCGAGAGUACACCCAGCUUUUGCUAAUGCGGGUCGAGUAGCUGGUGUUGAAGUGUGGAGAAUUCAAGAUUUCGAUCCCGUCGCAGUUUCUGCGGCUGACUUCGGAAAGUUUUACAAAGGAGACUCUUACAUAGUUUUGAGGACCACAGCAGACAAGCGCAACAACUUAUCCUGGAACAUUUACUACUGGAUCGGCAGCGAAUCAACCCAAGAUGAGUCUGGAGCCGCCGCCAUAUUGACAGUUGGUCUUGAUGACAAAUUCAACGGUGCUGCUAUCCAACACAGGGAAGUUUUAGGACAAGAGAGCCAAGACUUCAAAGCAUUGUUCCCGUCAGGCUUGCAGUAUUUGAGCGGUGGUCACGCAUCAGGCUUCAACCAUGUUGUCACGAACGCUGGCGCUGAAAAGAGGCUCAUCCAAGUAAAAGGCAAAAGAAAUAUUCGUACACGACAGGUAGACCCUUUGAUCUCCUCAAUGAACAAAGGAGAUUGUUUCAUCCUAGACAUUGGCAACGAAGUCUACCUCUACGUUGGAGAGAGCACCAGAAACAUGGAGAGACUGAAGGCAGUCUCUGUAGCCAACCAGAUCAGAGACCAGGACCAUAACGGAAGAGCUAGAUUGGAAAUCAUUGACCAAUACUCCAACGAUGUGGACACCCAGAAAUUCUUCACAGCACUUGGAUCAGGAGCUAAGGACUUGGUGCCAGAAGCAAGCGCUGGUGGAGACGACCAGGCUUUUGAGCGCAAUGAAGAGCAAUCAAUCGUACUCUCAGAAGUAUCUGAUUCUACAGGCAAAGUGAAGGUCACAGCUCUCUCCAAGCCGUACAGACAGGAACAACUGAAACCACAGGAAGCCUAUAUUUUGGACACAGUCACUGGAAGCAUCUACGUUUGGACUGGCAGACAAGCGACAGAGAGGGAAAAGACUGAAGCCAUGACUAAAGCUCAGCAGCUGUUGUCUUCGAAGAAUUACGCAUCUUGGGUCAAAGUAGUAAAGAUUCCCCAGGGUACUGAGCCAGCGAUCUUCAAACAGUACUUCGUCACCUGGAGAGACCUCGGCAUGUCACACACAAGAAUAGUAUAAUUUGUUAAUUGCCAAAUUAAAUGAAACAUACCAAAACCAACACUUUAAUCUAUAAAUAUUUAAAAUCAGCAUAUUAUUAAAGUAAUAUGUAUAACUAUGCAUGUAAUUUAGUCAUCAUUUUUACAUAAUAUUGUCAUCUUUACACAGCGAUCCUAAGGCAUUUUUUUUUAUUAAUUGUAAAGAAAAAUAAAAAAUAAACUGGAACAAUGGAAACAAAAGAAAUAAUUAUGGAAUAAUAUCAAAAUGUUACCGAAUACCGCAUGGCACUGUUUAAUCUUCUUAUAAUGUAGUACACCGCCAUCUAUUGUAAUAUAUGAUAACAAAAUCUUCGUAUAAGAAAAGGUGCUGCCAUCUAGUGAUGAAUAUCUAGUAAUAUUAUGCUGAUUUUGUACGUCAAACAAUAAAUAAAAUAUGAUUUUAAUAAAAAUGAAUACUCAUAAUAUACAAUUGAAACAAUAUUAAAUU
Molecule: messenger RNA, 1760 nt
Organism: Spodoptera litura
Lineage: Eukaryota; Metazoa; Arthropoda; Insecta; Lepidoptera; Noctuidae
Product: gelsolin
Biological process (GO): actin polymerization or depolymerization; actin filament severing; barbed-end actin filament capping
Cellular component (GO): cytoplasm; actin cytoskeleton
Molecular function (GO): actin filament binding; phosphatidylinositol-4,5-bisphosphate binding
Source: RefSeq, a predicted model, not a curated record